Molecule: messenger RNA, 1203 nt
Organism: Orussus abietinus
Lineage: Eukaryota; Metazoa; Arthropoda; Insecta; Hymenoptera; Orussidae
Gene: Csl4
Product: exosome complex component CSL4
Exons: 5
Coding region: 512-1108 (198 amino acids)
Biological process (GO): RNA processing
Cellular component (GO): nuclear exosome (RNase complex); cytoplasm
Molecular function (GO): RNA binding
Source: RefSeq, a predicted model, not a curated record
GGAUAACGGCAUGUUCGAAAUUCGGUGUUGUUUUCUGGAAGGAGAGAGCAUGAAUGUGUCAGAUGAUUUAAAUUUGGGUUUAUGAUGUUUAGCGAAAACGCGAUUUAACGUAAUAAUGGGAUUUAAUAGAGAUAUUAAAGAGUUAUUAUUUCUACGAAGUGGAAAAGUCAUGGAACAAAGCGAAAUUUUGAAAUUGAUCGAUAGGUGAUGCCAUUUUGUACGGCUCGAUUUAUAUCGAUUGCGAGGGGUCGGAAGUUCGGGUUGAAAUCGAACUCGUUCGAAAAUGAGGAAAACUAAAAACGGGAUUUAAAUAUUUACAAUUAUUUACUGGCGCAUUUUUACAGGAUUAUUUUCUACAAUUUUAUUUCUGACCUAGGAAUCAUCCGUGUACACGUUACACGUAUUUAAACGAGUUUGAGCGAAUUGGUACACGGCGAGGUUAGGUUAACCUAUCAUUGUUUUAAAUGGAUUAUGCUUUGCACGAAUAAACGGUAUCGCAACAAUUUUGAAAAUGGGAGAUAAAGGAGAACCAAUUAUUUGUGUACCAGGUCAAAGACUGUGCGUGGCGGAUAAGGCUAAUCUCGCAGGACCUGGAACGUACGAGCAGCACGGUUAUAUUUAUUCAAAACUUGCUGGUGUAAUUAAACUGGUGAAAAAUGAAAAUACAUGUACGGUAGAAGUACAUGGGACGACGGAACAGAGCAUUGUGCCAGCUCCGGGUGAUAUCGUAACAGCAAUGGUUACACUAGUUAACCAGAGACUAUGCAAAUGUAUCAUUAAAUGCAUAGGUGACAUUGUUUUGACUAGACCUUAUAGGGCAAUUUUACGGAAAGAAGAUGUUAGAGCAACCCAAAAAGAUUUGACGGAAAUGUACAAAUGCUUCCGACCUGGUGACAUAAUUCUCGCUAGAGUUAUGCCAAUGACAGAGCCACAUGUAUAUCAGAUUACUACAGCAGAAAAUGAGUUGGGUGUUGUCAUAGCGCACAGCGAAGAAGGCGUAGCAAUGGUGCCGAUCAGUUGGGUGGAAAUGCAGUGCCCAAAGACAAUGACUAAGGAAUUUCGUAAAGUAGCUAAAGUGGUUCCCGAACACGUGGUUGCUGAACAAUGAAACAUACUUUCCGUUCCUAAAACGUCUACAAGAAUUUUCCUUCAGAACCUUCUGUACAAAUUUUAACUAAAUAAAUUAUUUUACUUUCUGAAUAA